GUUGUCAAUUGCAUUUAAAGAAAAGGAUGUAUACAAGCUAAAAGCACUGGCAGAAAAUAAAAGGAAAUAUGAGAUAAGGAUGUAGAAAUUUUAAUCGAGAUUUUCGAUAAAUCGAAAAUGAGUGUAAUACAUAAGUAACCUCGAAUUUUACGAUUCGAUAUAUCGUUUAAUAUGAUAUAAAAUGCGAUAAUUGCAUUUCAAAGGGAGAGUCUGAUAAAAUUCUAGCACACAUCUCUUUGUUGGGAUUAAAUGAUUUAUACAGUUUUAUAAAUAUCGUAUUUAUUUAAUAAUCAAAUUAUAAUUUAGUCGAACGUAAGACUUAUCAUUUUCUUAACUUGGAUAGGUGAGGAAUUGUAUGUUUUUAUGCAGAAAGGAGAUACAAAGAAUAUGAUAUUCUCUAUGGGAAAAUAAUUUAUAUAUAUAUAUAAUAUAAUGUAGCUUGUGUGUGUAUGUGUGUAGAAGAAAAUUUCAAUUUUAAUAUUAAACUUUAAUUCUGUCGAAAUUCUACAUUGCAAUUAUAAUGGACAACCUUAUAAAGGAAUUGGAAGGCUUAAAGAUAGCAGGAACUAUAAUAGAUGAAGGACUAUGGUCGAAAUGCAUUAAUCUUGUAGAAAAUAAUUUUGUACCACAGAAAGAAUGUGGCAAUGAACGACCAUGCGAGGAAAAAGACUUCAGUGAAUAUAGAAUUAUAGUGGAUAGAAAUUUAAACAAUAUUAAAUUUAUGUUAGAACAUAUUAUACAAAGUUAUAAUGAAACUAAUAUACGAAUAGAUUAUGAUAAUAUAUUAGUGAAAACAUUUGCUAUGAAUUUAAUAUACUUGAUUGGAGAAAUGCAUGAGAAAAAUAUUUGGAACACUGUAGAAUCAGUGGCAAUCUCCAAAGAAUUAACUGCAUGUUUCUGUCAGUUAUAUUGUUAUUUAAACGUUUCACAAUUUUUAUUUGAAAAUAAUAAUCUUAGUAUGAUACUAGAAAAGUUUAGAUACAAAUUGCAACGUGACAAUUGGAAAACCUAUCCAUCUGCUGUUGCAUGGUACAAAUGGAUGCUACAACAAUUAAAGGGAUUGAAUUCAUCCGAGCAUAUUCGUGAGAUACUUCCAACAUCUCUAAUAAUUAUUGAUGAUUAUGUACCCGAAAAUGUAGUCAUAGGAUUAGAAUGCUUACAUCAAAUUACAAAUUACUCUCAGCCAUCUUUGAAAAAGGGAUUUAUAGAUACUGGUUAUGCAGAAGCAGUUUAUUAUACAUUAGAACGUCUAGCUCAUCAAAGAAAUGUGAAAUAUGUUGUGCCCUUGUAUUUAUGUUUAACAAAUAUCUUAGAAAUGCUGGACAUGUAUGAUAAUAAUAAGAAUAUGUUUGAGUGGACUAAACGAGAUGAAAUACUUUCAAUAUUAUUAAGUCAUAUGGAAUUUGAACGAGAUGUAGAAUUACGGCAUGCUUAUAUGUUAAGUUUACCAAAACUUCUUAACAUUGGUAGUACCAAAUGGUGUGAAAAAAUUGCAAGAAUACUUUCUGAUUAUUGUGAACAUCAUACAGAUCUUAGAACUUUAAAAGUUACGCUAAAGGCUGGCAAAGCUUAUCUUGCGAUGUUUAACUUUCGAAUAGCGGCACACUGUAUAUCGCUGUAUACAGCAUUCCUGAAGUUACAUUUCGAUUUAAUAAAAAUACCAACAUUUGAUAUGGAAAUAGUGCAAUAUUUAGAAGAUUGUAUUUAUUAUCUCUAUAAAUAUGCGCCCAAUAUAGGCUGUGCUCUUAUAAAAGACGAUCGUUUGCGUAUAAUGAUUAAAAGCAAGGUUCAAAUACAAUGUCUAGGUGAUAAUAAAUAUCUAGAAUAAAUGUUCUAAGUCAUUUUAUAUCAUAAUAUUAUCCAAUUAAUAGAUAACAAGUGAUGAAUCUGUAAUCUUAUACAAAUUUGUAGAAUUCAACGUAUAGAAAAUUGUACUUUGUACUUAGAAAUCUUUUUGUGAUAUGAACAAAGUUAACGUAUAUUAUUUGUAUCUCAAAAUACAACCUUUUAUCAUAA
Messenger RNA from Polistes canadensis, 2016 nucleotides. RefSeq names its product TELO2-interacting protein 2-like. Lineage: Eukaryota; Metazoa; Arthropoda; Insecta; Hymenoptera; Vespidae. The coding region runs from base 521 to 1828 and encodes 435 amino acids. Gene Ontology annotation, cellular component: nucleoplasm; centrosome; cytosol. The record is from RefSeq and is a predicted model, not a curated record. The transcript has 5 exons.